Molecule: messenger RNA, 1684 nt
Organism: Daucus carota subsp. sativus
Lineage: Eukaryota; Viridiplantae; Streptophyta; Magnoliopsida; Apiales; Apiaceae
Product: probable polyamine transporter At1g31830
Exons: 1
Coding region: 129-1538 (469 amino acids)
Biological process (GO): transmembrane transport
Cellular component (GO): membrane
Molecular function (GO): transmembrane transporter activity
Source: RefSeq, a predicted model, not a curated record
UGAACACAGUUGACACUGAUAAUGUUGGCUAUUUGGAAAUGAAUAUUUAUUGACCUGAUCGCCUGUAGUUAGAUAUUAUAACUGUUUGCAGAAAUUGGGAGCUUAAAAUUCUAACAAAGCAUUUCCAAAUGGAAGAAAACAAUGCUGAGUAUACAGCUUUGGGACAUGGCUUGCCUCCAGGUUCAUAUACUCGCGAUAAAAUUUCACUGCUACCUCUGGUAUUUCUCAUAUUCUAUGAGGUUUCCGGGGGGCCUUUUGGCGUAGAAGACAGUGUCCGAGCUGCGGGUCCUCUACUAGCCCUUGUUGGCUUCCUGGCAUUCCCACUGGUAUGGAGUGUCCCGGAAGCACUAUUGACAGCGGAAUUGGGAACCAUGUUCCCAGAGAAUGGAGGUUUUGUGGUUUGGGUUUCUUCGGCUUUGGGACCUUACUGGGGAUUUCAGCUUGGUUGGCUGAAGUGGCUGAGCGGAGUCAUUGACAAUGCACUUUACCCUGUUUUGUUCCUGGACUAUCUGAAAUCAGGAAUUCCUGCUCUAGAAAGCGGAUUGCCUAGGGCGGUGGCAGUCCUUGCUUUUGUGGUUCUCCUCACUUAUUUGAACUACAGAGGCUUAAGCAUCGUGGGGUGGGCUGCGAUAGCCCUGGGGGUAUUCUCAAUCCUCCCUUUUGUGCUUAUGGGACUUAUUUCGAUUCCAAGGUUGCAGCCUAAAAGAUGGUUUGUGGUUGACUUGCAAAGAGUUGAUUGGAGUUUAUACCUGAACACUCUCUUUUGGAACUUGAACUACUGGGACUCGAUCAGUACCUUAGCCGGAGAGGUUGAGAAUCCUGGCCAAACUCUUCCAAGAUCUCUCUUUUAUGCUGUCAUUCUUGUUGUUUUUGGGUAUGUUUUCCCACUUCUAAUUGGUACAGGUGCUGUCCCACUUAAUCAGGAGCUCUGGACUGAUGGUUAUUUCUCAGAUAUUGCUAAAUUUCUAGGAGGGGUAUGGUUAAGAACGUGGGUGCAAGGAGCAUCUGCUAUGUCAAAUGUGGGCAUGUUUGUGGCCGAGAUGAGCAGCGACUCCUUUCAGCUCUUAGGGAUGGCUGAACGAGGAAUGCUUCCCGAGUUUUUUGGCAAGAGGUCUCGCUAUGGAACACCGAUCAUCGGUAUCCUGUCCUCUGCAUCUGGUGUUAUAUUUCUGUCAGCAUUGAGCUUUCAGGAGAUUGUAGCUGCAGAAAACUUCUUGUACUGUUUUGGAAUGCUUGUGGAGUUUGUGGCAUUCAUGAAGCUGAGAGUAAACUAUCCAGCAGCGACUCGGCCUUACAAGGUACCAUUAGGUACGACUGGAGCGAUCUUGAUGUUCAUUCCUCCAACCUUGCUAAUUUUUGUAGUUUUAGCUGUGGCUCCUCUGAAGGUGAUGAUGAUUAGCCUUUCAGCUCUCGUGAUUGGGCUAGUCUUGCAGCCUUGUUUCAUUUACUCGGAGAGAAAAGGAUGGUUAACAUUCUCCAGAAGUCCUGACCUUCUGGAUCUCCAUGAUGCUAACUUUGAUUUUUCUAGACCUUCAUGACAAAUCCAUAUCCUAAGAGUGCAAAUGUGCAUGGCAUGUCAGUUUAAGCUUUAAAGACUACUCUCGUUGGAAUAGUGGUUUUUCCAGACUUAAAUCCUUGUUUUAACAAAUAAGACCGAACAUGCCGAAUUUGAUAUAGAAAACUG